Messenger RNA from Silurus meridionalis, 2616 nucleotides. It is a transcript of the gene pcmtd1, whose product is annotated as protein-L-isoaspartate (D-aspartate) O-methyltransferase domain containing 1. Gene Ontology annotation, biological process: protein modification process. Gene Ontology annotation, molecular function: protein-L-isoaspartate (D-aspartate) O-methyltransferase activity. The transcript is spliced from 6 exons. Bases 358 to 1452 code for a protein of 364 amino acids. The record is from RefSeq and is a predicted model, not a curated record. NCBI's taxonomy places the organism in Eukaryota, Metazoa, Chordata, Actinopteri, Siluriformes, Siluridae. Gene Ontology annotation, cellular component: cytoplasm.
UCUAUUAUUAUUAUUGUGUUGUUUAAAGGGUUAGCAGCGCGGGUCACGUGACCCCCUGUGUUUACACGCUCCCAGUUGGAGUCCGUGUGCAGAAACGCGAUUGUUGCUGCGGCGAAGGAAGAAGAAGAGGAAGAGGAAGAAGAGAAGGAAACCAGCGGAUCGUGUCCUCGCUGGACCCUGGGUUCUGGAUAUUGUUCCUCCGCUCAGGCGAGAAGAAAGACGUGAUGAUAAUCUAAGGUGACCACAUAGGAUCCAAUACGUCCGAUUGGAAGAAAUAUUCUCACGAGGAGAUAAAGCGAGGUCUUUGUGAGCCUCUGCUUGUUUUUUGGGGGGUUUUUUGCCGGCAAAAAGGGGACCAUGGGUGGAGCUGUGAGCGCGGGCGAGGACAAUGACGACCUGAUUGACAACCUGAAGGAAGCUCAGUACAUCCGCACGGACCGGGUGGAGCAGGCCUUCCGGGCUAUAGACCGCGGGGAUUAUUAUUUGGAUGGCUACCGUGAAAACGCCUACAGAGACUUGGCCUGGAAGCACGGCAACAUCCACCUUUCAGCACCGUGCAUCUACUCCGAGGUCAUGGAGGCGCUGAUGCUCCAGCAAGGACUCUCGUUUCUCAAUCUGGGCAGCGGUACCGGAUAUCUGAGCACCAUGGUGGGCUUGAUCAUUGGUCCAUUCGGAGUAAACCACGGCGUGGAGCUCCACAAGGACGUGGUGGAAUACGCCGUAGAGAAACUGGAGGAGUUCAUAAAAAACAGCGACAGCUUUGACAAGUUUGAAUUCUGCGAGCCCCAUUUUGUGGUGGGAAACUGCUUAGAGAUCUCGACCGACAGCCAUCAGUACGAUCGCAUCUACUGUGGCGCCGGGGUUCAGAAAGACCACGAGAACUACAUGAAGGUCAUGCUCAAAGUUGGAGGAAUUCUGGUCAUGCCCAUUGAGGACCAGUUGACCCAGAUCACCAGAACCGGUCAGAGCUCUUGGGAGAGCAAGAACAUCCUGGCCGUGUCCUUUGCACCUCUGGUCCAGCAAAACCGAAGCAAAGGCGGCAAACCGGGCAACGUGAUCUUGCCGCCUCUCUCGGUAAGGAGUUUGCAGGACCUGGCACGUGUCUACAUCCGGCGCACGCUGCGCAGCCUGACCAACGCCGAAAUGGCGAGCAAGUCGACGGGGCCGCGUGUGCCCCAGAAGCGCAAGCGCAGGCGCUGCCGGCGCGUCCCGCACCACCACAUGAACACCCUGGUGUUCGUAGGCAACCAGCUGAUCCCGCAGCAGAUCGAGAGCGAGGACGACGGGAGGAUCGACGAUGAGGACAACGAGAGCAAAGAGGAUGAGGCAGACAAAGAGGCAGACAAGGACAAACCCGAGCAGCCUCAGGUCAACUUGCUAAGGGACAAGGUGCUGAGAUUACCGCUGCCCGAGUCGCUCAAGGCGUACCUGCUGUAUUACCGAGAGAAAUGAGAUUUCUAAGAAGCAAUGGACUUUUUUUCUUUCUUUUCUUUCUUUUGUCCUUCUUUUCCUCGCGAUCCUUUUACCGUAAUGUAGCAUCAUUGAAAUCCGGUGCAGGAUAUACGGUUUCGCGAUCCUGCCACUCAAAACGAUCUGCUUCGGAAAACCCUUCGAAGAGGAACUCCGGGGCAAAUCGCGAGGUUGUUUUUCGCUCUCGGCCGCGAUCCCUGGCACUUUAUCCGUCGAAUAUAACGACUUGUCCGGAACGAUAUAUUCCCUAUAGGAAGUCCCGCACCAGGACGUUUCGACAGUUUGUGAGAAGGUUUUCUUUUUUUUUUUUUUUUUUCGGAUAAUCUUCCGAGUGGGAUAUGCGCAUGAUCGGAUAAAAAAAAAAAAAAAAAAAAGUUUUCAAGGAAAGGUCCCCCUACGAGGUACAGUAUGAAGCAGGCUUCAUGGGUUUACGAUUUCAAAUCCAGCCAUCCAGUCGUAGCUUUGACCAAAUUUCACUCGUGUUUUUUUUUUUCUACCUAACCAUCUUUUUAGUCAACUAAUCGAUUUGACAUCUCGAGCCUUUUUUUCCCCUCCACCCGUCCCCGCCCCCUCACCACUUGACUCCACCCCAUCACGUUUUUUUUUUUUUGCGGUAUAAAGUCACAAUUUUGGCGUGCAGUGCGUCACCGUGUUCCACCCCGUGUUUUCAUGAUUUCACGUGUAGUAUAUAGGUAUAAUAAUGCUAGAUGCUAAGAGGUGUCGCGUUACAGAAAUUAACGGCUUCAGAAUUUGUUUUUUUAAGAAAAUCUGUGGAAAAUAAUGUAUUUUGUGUAUCCGGAAAUCGUUUGUAAUUUUGUCGGGUUUAAGGUUGGUAAGUAUUCUUUUUGUAUAGAUAUCAUGCACUUCAGAUUUUUCGGGUUUCAGGGCUACCUUCAAGCUUUGUAGUUUUCUCUAUAUCACAAAACCGAUAUUAGAUUCUUAUAAGCUGAGGUAUAUUAUGAAAUUGAAUAUUGAGGGGUUUUUUUUUUUCUCUUUUGGAGAACUUGGUCAUUGUGGAAUUUUUUUUCCCAGUAUUUUACACAGAGGUCACUUUUGAAAGACAGGAUUUAAGUCUAUUAUCUGCUGGAUCUAUGUACAAACUAUAUGGGGUGUAAACUCUCUCUAAUAAAUUCUAACGUUUGUGAA